UGCCUUUUAGAGCGAGUAUUUUAUCCUCGUAGCGCUUUAGGGGAGGAAACAGGGAAGGUGAAAGGAGGAGCAACGAUGCCCGCGGCAGUGGCUAGCAUUCCGGUAUGGCAGUUAGCAAGCAGUUCUUCAAAUGGGUCACGGGUAGCAGCAUGCCCAACAAGUGGCCUUCCGUCACCUUCGUGCUUCACAAGUCGGGCGACGAUGGGGACGUGCUCCUUGUGGGGUUGCAACGUCGCCAGGAAGAGCGUCCGGGAUGGAAGCCCAAUGCCCGAGGCUGCGUCCAUGCCGGCUGUGACGCCGCUCGCGGAUCUCUACGACUUUAUCUGCAAGGGGCCGCUGCUGGAGACGAUUGGAUUGGAUGCCGAGGACGUGAGGCGGGACAUGAACGAGUGGAUUGAGAUGGGACUGAGGCUGUCUCGGAUUCUGGGCUUCAGGGAAUUGAUGCUCAGCGAGUCGGAGAAGACGAGAGUUUAUCACUACUACCUGCCGGUGUAUAUGUGGUGCAAGAGGGAGCUGGAACGCCAUCGCGGCCGGUUUAACGACGGCGAUAAGCCGAUUCCUGCGUUAGUGAUUGGGAUCAGUGCACCUCAAGGUUGUGGGAAGACUACGCUUGUGGAUGCUCUUGAGUACAUGUUCAACUAUUCUGGAAGAACCGCUGCGUCAGUGUCAAUUGAUGACUUCUACCUUACGGCUGCCGAUCAGCAAAAACUUGCGAAAGAGAAUCAAGGCAACUUGCUUUUGGAGCUUCGCGGAAACGCUGGAAGCCACGACUUAGAUCUUGGGACUCAGACAAUAAAGUGCCUUCAAAAUCUUUCCGAAGGUCUGUCAGGAUUGUUUGUUGUGCUACAUAUGCUAACAUCUCGCUUUUGUUUUUCAGGAGAAGUGGCCAGUGUGCCACACUAUGACAAGUCUGCAUACAAUGGUCGAGGUGAUAGAUCAGAUCCAUCGACAUGGUCCAAAGUGACAGGACCAUUGCAGGUGAUUUUGUUCGAAGGAUGGAUGCUGGGCUUCAAGCCGUUGGGUAAAGCCGCAGUUAGCUCCGUGGAUCCUCAGCUGGAAGUAGUCGACAAGAAUUUGGUGGCCUAUCAAAAAGGCUGGUUCAAUCUUGUGGAUUCAUGGAUAAUUGUCAAAGUGGACGAUCCCGGUUGGGUGUAUGAGUGGCGUCUUGAGGCAGAGAUCGCUAUGAAAGCCAAAGGCAAACCUGGCAUGAGCGAUGAACAGGUUGCGGACUUCGUGGCGAGAUAUAUGCCCGCAUACAAGGCCUACCUCCAAACUUUGUACAGCGAGGGACCUGGCAACGCGAAACCAGACAACGUCCUCAAGUUUUCCAUCGACAAGAACAGGAACCCGGUUGGAUAAGUCAAUCGAUCAAUCCAACACGAGGUUGGUUUGUGAAUUCAAGAAUGCUUGUCCUUCGUUUUAUGCAGUGGAGAUGUGCAAUAUAAUCAAGGAUUUCA
Selaginella moellendorffii is the source of this 1457-nucleotide messenger RNA. Its product is annotated as D-glycerate 3-kinase, chloroplastic. Gene Ontology annotation, biological process: photorespiration. NCBI's taxonomy places the organism in Eukaryota, Viridiplantae, Streptophyta, Lycopodiopsida, Selaginellales, Selaginellaceae. Gene Ontology annotation, molecular function: ATP binding; kinase activity. Gene Ontology annotation, cellular component: cytoplasm. The transcript is spliced from 8 exons. The record is from RefSeq and is a predicted model, not a curated record. The coding region runs from base 76 to 1359 and encodes 427 amino acids.